Messenger RNA from Dama dama (fallow deer), 1999 nucleotides. RefSeq names its product alkB homolog 3, alpha-ketoglutarate dependent dioxygenase (gene ALKBH3). The transcript has 10 exons. The record is from RefSeq and is a predicted model, not a curated record. Gene Ontology annotation, cellular component: nucleus. The coding region runs from base 873 to 1733 and encodes 286 amino acids. NCBI's taxonomy places the organism in Eukaryota, Metazoa, Chordata, Mammalia, Artiodactyla, Cervidae. Gene Ontology annotation, biological process: DNA repair; DNA alkylation repair. Gene Ontology annotation, molecular function: dioxygenase activity.
AGGCGGCGGCGCCGCCGCGUGACGUGAGAGGACGAGCCUGCCGCCGUGGGCCUGUGGUUGGGAAGUGCUGGAGUCGGGGCCGGGGUCCUGAGACUCCCACAGCCCGCCGGCGGCAGAGCGGGCCCGAGGCAGCGCGGGGUUUGCUUUAGGAAGAGCGGCUUUAAAACCUGCGCGCCCGGCUCCGCUGGCAGGUGCGGCCUCCCGGCCUGUCCUUGCGAGUUGUGGGGACCGUCCUGAGGUCCCUUCCCCGGCGACCCCCGGGGACUUCAUUCAGGGCCUCCCAGGAAAAAAGAAAAAAAGGGGGGGGGGUCUAAAAUAAAGUUGCUUAAGCCUUACUGAGAGGACCAGGCUCUUUCACCUUCGAGCAUUGCUUAAUUCUCACUCGGACCGUGAGAGAGGUAUUGGCUCCUCUGUUGACAGAGGAGGAAACUGACUCGGAAAGGGGAAGGCGUUUGCCUCAGGCCACGCCGCUGGGAAGGGUCAGGUUUGGAUUCAAAGCGAGUCCUUCGCUGCCGCCGGAGCGCUCGCUCUUGGCCCUGGAAGCCGGGUUCUCGUGCUUAAUUCGGGUAAAGAAUCUCGGCGUAGGAGGUAGGGGUUAGUUAAUAGUUUGCGGGACUCCGCAGAUUUAGUCUGGGAUAGGGUUCUGGAGUCUAUUUUCAGCAGCCGUGCAGCGCACGUAACAGCACAUCGCUCCCCUGUAAACACAGCAAGAAUGAUAGCUGGUUGUCGCGUUACGGUUUUAAGGCCUCAACUGAGAGAAAAUAUCAUACGAGAGCUUCCUCUACAAAUCAUAUGGGACUGGAGAAUACCACUGCGUAGUUUGAAUCAGGAAUGAACUUUUCUGAAAGCUAAGAGUAGAAGUCUCGAUCAGCAUGGAAGACAAAAGACGGCGAGCCCGAGUGCAGGGAGCCUGGGCUGGUCCUGCUAAGAGCCAGGCCACUGCUCAGCCAGCUCCCACUGCUGAGAACCAUCUCCAACAGAGACCUGGUAAAACCUGGAUGAACAAGGAGCAGCAUCUGUCUGACAGACAGUUUGUGUUCAAAGAACCCCAGGAGGUGGUACGCAGAGCCCCAGAGCCACGAGUGAUCGAUAAAGAGGGUGUGUAUGAAAUCAGCAUGUCACCCAGAGGUGUAUCUAGGGUGUGUUUAUGUCCUGGCUUUAUUGACUUGAAAGAGGCCGACUUGGUGUUUGAACAGCUUUGUCGGGAUGUUCCCUGGAAACAGAGGACCGGCAUCAGAGACGAUGUAACUUACCAGCAACCAAGGCUUACAGCAUGGUAUGGAGAACUUCCUUACACUUACUCAAGAAUCACUAUGGAACCCAAUCCUCACUGGCAUCCUGUGCUGCUCACGCUGAAGAACCAAGUUGAAGAGAACACUGGCCACACCUUCAACUCCUUGCUCUGCAAUCUUUACCGGAGCGAGAAGGACAGCGUGGACUGGCACAGCGAUGACGAACCUUCACUGGGGAGGUGCCCCAUCAUUGCUUCUCUCAGUUUUGGUGCCACACGUGUGUUUGAGAUGAGAAGGAAGCCCCCACCAGAAGACAAUGGAGACUACACAUAUGUGGACAGAGUGAAGAUACCCUUGGAUCACGGGACCCUGUUAAUCAUGGAAGGGGCCACGCAAGUGGACUGGCAGCAUCGAGUGCCCAAAGAGUACCACUCCAGAGAACCAAGAAUAAACUUGACCUUUCGGACAGUUUAUCCUGACCCUCGAGGGGCGCACUGGUGAUGAGAGAUCCUGGAGAGAGGAGCCGUGCUGAGACUGAGCAAACCUUCCUCCAUGAAGACACUUCCGGAGGCUGGUCCAGCUGCUCUCGUGGCUGUUUGGAGGAUGAGGAUGGGAUUUGCUUCCCAGCUCAGAGUCCUAUUAAAUGACAGCCUGCAGUUCGUGUUCAAAAUACGUUUGCUGUGGGAACAGUAAUCCCUAAUCACAUUUUGAAAUCACAUAUUUUCUUUAGGCAAAUUAAAAACCGCUGUGGCUGUGUUUACCAAUGA